AUGGGCGGCUGCUGGGGAUCACCAGGUCAUCACCGGAAGCCGCCGGUCGUGGCCGCCACCAGCGCGGAGGGGGAUGGCGAUCAGACCUGGGCACAGCUGGCCCUUGAGCUGUUGGACAGAAUUUGGGAGGCUGCAGAGCGAGCCUUGUGGCAAGGGGAUGCUGCCUUGGGGAUUGACAAAGGCACGGAUGAAGAUUUCCGGGAGGAACUAUGUGAAGGACGCAUCUAUGAAUCACUGGCCAGAAAAGCACGAAUAGAGAGAAUUAGGGAAGCCAGACAUCUACAAGGAUCGUGGCCACUUGAAGCUGCCAAAGCGAUUGACAAAAGCAUGUACAAAGAUUUCCAGUGGAGACUGUGUGAGGCAAAGCGGUUCAUAGGGGCUGCCCACCUGGUCAAUUCCCACUGGUCAGGUUGGGCGACACGGAAAAUUUGUGAAUUGAGACCUGAAUGCGUGUCAUUGUGCGAGGUGGUCGAUGUCAUUGAGAACCGACUGGUGAGUGUGAAACGCCUGAACCUCUGCUACUGUGCGGGAGUGGAUGACGAG
Molecule: messenger RNA, 543 nt
Organism: Ostreobium quekettii
Lineage: Eukaryota; Viridiplantae; Chlorophyta; Ulvophyceae; Bryopsidales; Ostreobiaceae
Source: the annotation of a GenBank genome assembly